AUGAUGCAUUUUGGAGCAAAACCGCAGGAUUUGCACUUCAACCCGCUCCAUACCGAAGUAUCAACUUUGAGAAGGCCUGAAAAUAAUCUACUCAAUGGAUUUCAUCAAGAUCACUUCGCCGCGUGUCAUGAACGGCUUAAACCGAGCAACCGUGUUCCAACCGCGCUUACCGGCCGACCGAGGAACUAUCGUCCCACGAUCGACCCGCGCCCAAACUUCAUCCAUCCCCUAGUGCACGGCCGAGCUCACGUACCGACCCGGAAGGCAACAACCCACGUCGUCCCGUCCAAGUCUCGCCACCAUAAGCCGCGCACGACCGCACCGCACGAACAGAAGGCAUCGCUCCACGACCGCACAACACGACCCGUGCGCACGCACGAUCAUACCGUCCCGACCAGGAAGGCCUCGUCCCUCGUCCGGCCAGAACAUUCAAGCCUUUAUCAUCCGCCGGCCGAACCCGACGACGAACGAGAAAUCUCUCGGCCACGAUCGACCCGAUGUGCCGAUAGCCGAUCAUGA
Molecule: messenger RNA, 519 nt
Organism: Microthlaspi erraticum
Lineage: Eukaryota; Viridiplantae; Streptophyta; Magnoliopsida; Brassicales; Brassicaceae
Source: the annotation of a GenBank genome assembly